Dreissena polymorpha is the source of this 5525-nucleotide messenger RNA. RefSeq names its product (E3-independent) E2 ubiquitin-conjugating enzyme-like. The record is from RefSeq and is a predicted model, not a curated record. The transcript is spliced from 23 exons. Gene Ontology annotation, biological process: regulation of DNA-templated transcription. NCBI's taxonomy places the organism in Eukaryota, Metazoa, Mollusca, Bivalvia, Myida, Dreissenidae. The coding region runs from base 33 to 4556 and encodes 1507 amino acids.
ACGAGACGGGAUUUUAAACACUCGGAAGCAAAAUGGCUGCCUGCAGUUUUUUCGAUGAGGACGAGAUAUGUAUUCCAACAUCGUCGGGUGGAUUUAAGUAUGGUUUGGUCGUUGAGACAUCCGACGAUCUGAGCAGCGACGAGGAAGAUGAAUUUGACGACAGUAUUGUCCGCCAAGGACAGGUUAAGGUGGCCUGGCACCCAAAAGGCGAAGAAACGGUUGUUGACGAGUCGAAGAUUAUUUUAGUUGAUCGCUCGCUGAUGCCAGGCGAUGUUGUACGCCGUCUUAUCAGUGGCAAGGAAAGCCAGAGAGGUUUCGUGCAGAAUUGUGGUAUUAAAUGCCAUCUGCAGAUACAGGGUACUGACCAGUUUAUCUAUAAUAUAGACGCCAAGGACCUACAGCCACAAGAGGCAUUUGAUGGUCAGUGCCGGGUCACUCUGGACACAUGGGUGGGGGAUGUUACCUACACAACGGAGCUGGUCACUGUCAAGUUCCCUUGUGGUGCAAGAUGCCGGAAACAUGACUCGGAGAUGCAUUGGCUGAGGGAUGUUGGCGAUCAAUCAACUGAGUUUUCAGAGUUUUCAUUGCGGUCAUACUACACAGGACAGAAGGUUUGUGGCGAUCCAGAAGACUUUAGCGAUGUUGAGUGGUUGAACAUCAGCGGUGUUAGGGGACCCAAGUGUAAGGCCAGACACAUGCUGAAGACCCCCUGCACUAUUGAAUCAGUGGUUACAGACAGUGUCCAUGUAGAGUGGUUGUGUAAAGGCUUCACUGAGUCGGGUGUCGGGACAGAUACCUUGGACCCGCCGAAUGCUAUCGUUACGGGGGAAGCUCUGACAAGGCUGAGAAAACUGGAUUGUUUUGAAUUCUGUCAUGUGCAAAUAGGCGACAAGGCCUACUAUAAAGUGAAGGAAACGGACACAAUACUCUUCAAAAUCCCUCCAAAGAAGCACAUCACCCCGGACAUAUUGGAAAUCGUUGCCAAAGAAAAUGUAAUAAUAAUAGGCACCCGUGAGAAUGGGCUGAUUGUCAAACAACGUGGCUUAAAGAAAAGGGCUUCUCAAGAAACAGGCCAACGUGUUGGUGAUAAUGCUGAGAAUGAUGGAAAGGCUAUUGAUGAAAUCAAUGGUAAAAACGAUGAAGUAGCUGAUGAUGAGUAUGAAGAAGUUGAAAGUGGCGAGGAAUCAAGCGAAGAUUCGGAACUUGACGGUACCUCUUUGAGGGGCCAGACCGGUCACAACACGUCUGCCACUCGGGGUCGGCGAAGGAACCCCCGGGCACACGGGCACUUGAAGACCCGGUCUCGUAGAAUUAAAGCGAAAGACGCAAUGAAAAUGAAGAAGAAGAAAAUGGAGGUGCAGCCAGAUGAUGUGGUUCCGGUUGAAGUUUGUUACACUUUCUCGCGUUGUGAUGUUAUGUGGCAGGAUGGCCAUGUAGAGAGUGACAUUCCUUCCCCAGAACUCUUUCCUAUCCAUCACCUGGAUGAAUUGGAGUUCUUUCCAGGGGACUUUGUGAACAACAACAACUCACAUACCUGUACAGACUAUGGGGUGGUUGUGAGUGCGAACUACAAAGAGAGGACUGUAAUGGUCAAAUGGGUGAAACCUUACAUACCUGGUGUUACAAACAGACCGGAAGAAAGUGAUCCAGUCGAAUUAAGUGUAUUUGACCUGAAGGAUCAUCCAGAUUACAAGUUUCGAUGUGGGAACACUGUGAUACGGGUUGGGGGCUAUCAGGUGCACACAGGUCAACAGCAACAGCAACAGUUCCAGAGGCUAAAAGUAGAGGAUGCGCUGUCCUACCUAGACCAGGUGAAGUUACAGUUUGGUAACCAGUCCCAGGUCUACAAUGAUUUCCUAGACAUCAUGAAGGAAUUCAAAUCACAGACUAUUGACACCCUUGGUGUCAUCAACAGAGUGUCAAACCUCUUCAAGGGUCACCCAGAGCUUAUUGUCGGCUUCAACACGUUCCUCCCACCCGGCUACAAGAUUGAGGUACAGGCUAAUGAGAUCAAUGUUCAUCAGCCAGAACAACAGACGUCCAUAUCCAUGCUGGAUCACAUGGCCCAGGCUGCCACUGCGUGUCAACAGCAUCAGGCAGGGGAACACUACGAGGCCAUAGGUCAGGUGUACAGCGUUCAGCCGGAUGGAAUGGUCAAGGUCUGGUGGCCUAGCAACCAGUUGACCACCUGCUAUCCUCAGGAGCUCUUCAUUCCAAACGGGGAUUUUGACGAUGGCCCAGGCGGUUCAGAAGAAUCCAGUGAGCUUUCAAGCAUGGAUGAAGAAGAUGAGGAUUCUGACGGCAGCUGGGAGACAAAAUCGGAGGAAUCAGUCUCUGGAUCCGAGGAGGAAAAUAACGCUUACACAAAUGACAGACCUCAGAUAAUCUAUGCAAUGACUGACACCAAAAAACUAGAAUUGGAUGUUCUACUUGACCGCGCCAGGUUGGCAGUGACAGGUCUACUCAGCAUCUUCCAAAACGUCUCUGGUCCCUUCCUAAACAACUCAGAUCAGGUUUUCCAGUAUGUGCUCUCGAUAUUCAAGAAGUGCAGGGACAUAGAGAAGAUUAUGCAAACGAACUUCUUCAAUGACGACGAGGUUUCAGAUCUGAUUUCGAAAGUGAAGGAUGAAAUAAGGAGACAGAAGGCUUCAAAGCUAGCAAGACAGGUUGCUGACAUGUACAAGCAUAACACUGGUAAUGUUAGUAGUGCUACAGGUGAAACAGGGCAAGGGAAUGAGUGUGCCGAUAGCAUCGGUUAUAAAGUGGCAAAAGAGCAAACUGAAGAGUUUGGGAAAAGAUCUAGUGCUCGCAAUGAAAAUGAUGAAGCAGCCAAAAAGAUUUUGGCGGAAAAUGACAUUAAAACCAGUACUGCUGAUGGAAAUACCAUACCUGUCAAAGAGAAAGCUGAAGAAUGUAUAGCUAGGUCUUGUGUAACUGAUGAAAAUUCAAAUGAUAAAGAAAAGGUAGAAAUUGUUGAACUAGUAAAUGGUCAAGUCGAGGGUGCUACAGGGAGCAAUGUUGGGGAGAUAAAUCUCGGUGAUCUUGUGAAUCUUAUUCAGAUGAUCGUAGAAACAUGUGAUAACACAGAAGAUGACUCAAUGGUAAAGGCUAUAGUUGAGAACGGGAUUGCUGCAAUAACUAGUGAUCAAAGCCUGAUGAAGGCACGUCGGGAAGCCUUGGUUUCAGAGUUAGAGAAACUUGAGCCUCAGAAGCGGGAAAAAUUGCAACCUGUGCUAGAACUUUUAAAUAUGUCAAUUAUUAAUAGCCCUUCUAAGUCAGAAGAAAAUAUGGCGUGUCCAAAUUAUGUAAAAGAAGUCAGAAAUCUGGCACCAAAUCAUAGUAAUUUAUGCAUUCAGGUGUGCAACAUUUUGAAAAACAGACUGUUGCAUAUCAAACAGGAGUUAUACCGGAGGUGGAUCGCAUAUAAAGGAGGUUGUGAUGAUAAAGAGCUUGCUAAUACACUUUUCGGACAAUUUCUCAAGGCCAGUAUACGCCAGGCUUUGAAGGACGAUAAAAUUAACAAGUCUGUGUCAAAUGCUGUGGAGCCCAGUACUGCAGAGGAAACUGAAACUGCUGAUAGCAGAGCAGAUAAUUGUGAAGUCGGCAGUGCAGAUGAAAGCAAAGAUGUUUUGGAAAAUUUGCCUUCAGACGUCCUUUCCUCUUGUGAAAAGACUUCAAAUGCAGAUGCAUGUGGUGAGCUUCAAAGGUUCCUGGUAUGCAGUGAGACUCCUAUCCAGCACAGGUUCCACUUUGAAACUCCUCAAGCCAGCAAAAGGUUCAUCACAGCAGUGAGGAAAGAGUGGAGCUUGUUGGAGCGUGGUUUACCAGAAGGCAUCACUGUGAAAGUGUUUGAGGAACGAAUGGACUUGCUGUCCGUCUUAGUGGAGGGCCCAGCAGGGACACCAUACGAGGAUGGACUGUUUGCCUUUGACCUCUACUUGCCGCCCGACUACCCUAGCAGCCCCCCAAAGCUCCACUACUACUCGUUCUGCAGUGAGCGCCUCAACCCCAACCUCUAUGAGGACGGUAAAGUGUGCAUCAGUCUGCUGGGAACAUGGACUGGGAAGGGCAGUGAAUUGUGGACAGAGUCUUCCAAUCUUCUGCAGGUGCUAGUUUCCAUUCAAGGGUUGAUCCUAGUCAAAGAGCCCUACUACAAUGAGGCGGGCUACGAGAGACAGCGAGGUACCCAGCAGGCAUGUGAGAACAGCCGCAUGUACAACGAAAUGGCCAUUUUGAAACUGGUUCAGUCCAUGACAAAGAUGGCAGUUUCUCCCCCCCAUGUAUUCGUUCAGGAGACCAAAUCUCAUCUGAAAAACCAUGCACAAAGGAUGAUUGAUCGCGUAGAAGCUUGGAUCGUCUGCAGCACGAGUUCAAGGGAGACGGAUAUCUCAAAUCAAGCACCUUUGAGCCUUCACAAUGAUCAAGGUCAGGAGAAGCUUGCAUCUGGAAAUGAACCAGGCUUCCCUCUCUUCCCAGCUUCCAGAGGAUUUUGUCUUUCAGUGAAAAAGCAUUUAGACUCGUUUAAAGAUGUGCUCCACAAGCAUGUAUUUGUGUGAUGCAAUUUGACAGUCAAUGAAUAUUUAACAAGAUAACAGGUGCUUUAAGAAGCAAAACUAGUUUUAUUGUGAUAAAUGUAAAGAUGUGUAAAAAUCCUAUUUCCAAACAGAUAGUUUCUUGACUGUCACUUGUUUAAUAAAGAAAAAUACCAGUAAUUUACUUCAACUAUGUAUGUACCACUAUAUAACACUUAAGAAAGUUUUUUUGUCAUUUUUUACGUUUCAAAACUUUAAAAUCAAGUAUUGUACAGUGUCAUUAAUACCAAUUUUGGAUUUUCAUUGUGAUCUGACAUAAAUUUAUAUAUUAUUGUUUUCAAUGGCACAUUUGGUGAAAAAGCUUACGCUUAAGAAUUUUGACCAAUCCUUGUAAAGUAGUUGUCUUAAUUCUUACACAUUGGGUUUUCUAGCUCUGCGUGUUGUUUUUUGUUUGCUAAGUACCAUACUACAUGUACAUAAACAUUUUGCAUUUAUAUUUACAAUCAUAACAUUACUUGUGUUGUGCAAUCUACAUGUAAAGCAGGGAGUUUUUUGUUGCUGUGUGUACGUAUAUGUACAUCUUGUUUAAAUAAUUAUUUAUUUUCUCUUUCUUACAAUUCUUCCUUCUAAAAUUCAAGUAAUACUGGUUAGAUAUCUGGUCAACAUUAAGUUGGCUCAAGCUAUUUAUUACGCAAGCAAUUAAAGAUUGCAUACAUUUAAUCUUACAGAAGCAUUUAUCAUAAAAGCCCACUUUCACUUUAUUUUUCAAACAUGUCAUAACUUGCAAUAAUGUUUCGUAGCUUUAGUAUUAAUUCUAAUUCUUCAUGCAUAAUUCAACUAAGAAUACUGUUAUGUACUUUCAUUUGAAGACCCAUCUCUUUGUAUAAAUGUAGUAAAUUCUUAGCAACCCAUAAUACUCGUGAGUCAAUUAAAAAAAUGAUUUCUACCGUGUGUAACAACAUGUUCUAACAACAGAAAUACACUGAUAAGCUA